UUUUGUGAUGACGCGCAGUGAUUGCGUCAUCUAAAAAGCGACAAAUACUUCCAACGCAACCUUUGCAUAACGGAGCUUAGGUUUUAUUUUCUUUUAGUAUUUUGUCUAGUAAUCUAGAUUGUCACCGUCUAGUAAUUAUGCAGAGAGCCACGAAUUACGUUUUGGGCCGUGUUGUUUAUCCGUUAAACGGAGGAAAUGUUCUUGCUGUCAUUAACCGAGGAACAUGGCACCAGUCUCCAUCCUUUAUUCCAGUAAACAGCUCCCUGUUAUGCAGAAAGUACACUACUCUUCCUCCUCCUCGGGACAAAGAGGAGAAAGCCUUACUGGACAGCAUGCUACGUGUGGACCAUGCAGGAGAAUACGGGGCCAAUCGCAUCUACGCCGGACAGAUGGCUGUUUUGGGAAGAACUCAGACAGGUCCCCUUAUCCAGCACAUGUGGGACCAAGAAAAGAUGCAUUUGCAGACGUUUAAUGAGAUCUUGGGGGAGAACCGAGUGCGACCGACACUCAUGCUGCCUCUGUGGAACGUUGCAGGAUUUUUACUUGGAGCAUCUACUGCACUUCUGGGGAAAGAGGGAGCCAUGGCCUGCACUGUGGCGGUGGAGGAGAGCAUCUCUGAACACUACAACAACCAAAUCCGCACACUAAUGGAGAAGGAUCCCGAGAGAUACGAGGAGUUAUUACAGCUCAUUAAAGAGUUUCGUGAUGAUGAACUAGAGCAUCACGACACUGGGCUGGAACACGACGCCGAGUCGGUUCCUGGAUAUCCGGUUCUGAAGACUCUGAUCCAAGUCGGCUGUAAAGCUGCGAUUUAUAUCUCACAGCGGAUUUAAAAAGAAGCGUCUUUUUUUUCUUUUUCGUCUUAUUUAAUCUAGCACGGUGUUGAGUGUGAUCGAGAAGGUGUGACGAGUGUGAUGUUUAGUGACAGGAACGUGAGACUCUGCUUGUUUUAAAGCACAUCUUGAUGUCGUGGAUGACUUCGGUCUUGAGUUGUGACGUUGCUGUCGAAUUAAAACGCAGGAACUGUG
Molecule: messenger RNA, 1028 nt
Organism: Tachysurus fulvidraco (yellow catfish)
Lineage: Eukaryota; Metazoa; Chordata; Actinopteri; Siluriformes; Bagridae
Gene: coq7
Product: coenzyme Q7 homolog, ubiquinone (yeast)
Exons: 6
Coding region: 138-833 (231 amino acids)
Biological process (GO): regulation of reactive oxygen species metabolic process; ubiquinone biosynthetic process; determination of adult lifespan
Cellular component (GO): nucleus; mitochondrial inner membrane
Molecular function (GO): 3-demethoxyubiquinol 3-hydroxylase activity
Source: RefSeq, a predicted model, not a curated record